CACUCGGCUCACCUUCGUCAUUUCUUUAUCUUUUCAUAUUUUCUUUCUGCUUUUUUCUUAUAUCAAAAAAAAAAAAUGUUAAGAUCAUGUCGGAUGUCACAUCAAAGACAUGUCAAGGAAAUAUCAACAAACGAGAAGGAAACGAAAAGAAACCAAAAGCAAAUAUGAAAAAUACAGAGUCGAAAUGCCCAUGACGGUCUCCCAGUCCAUGAGACCAGCCUUAUCCCACCAUGUCCCAUACCGUCCAGUCCCCAUACGCCGAUUUCCAAGAAGAGAGAGAAAGAAAAAAGGAAAAGAUUUCACAAACAUAUAUCAAUGAGAUACGGACGGGCGUGAUCGAAGAGAGGAAUAUGAAGUGCUGCCCGAAAACAUGAGAAUUAGGUUAGUCCGUCGGUGGUGCUUUUGCGUUCGC
Molecule: messenger RNA, 412 nt
Organism: Aspergillus aculeatinus CBS 121060
Lineage: Eukaryota; Fungi; Ascomycota; Eurotiomycetes; Eurotiales; Aspergillaceae
Exons: 1
Coding region: 110-319 (69 amino acids)
Source: RefSeq, a predicted model, not a curated record